Messenger RNA from Pygocentrus nattereri (red-bellied piranha), 4023 nucleotides. It is a transcript of the gene gbp1, whose product is annotated as guanylate binding protein 1. Gene Ontology annotation, molecular function: GTPase activity; GTP binding. The record is from RefSeq and is a predicted model, not a curated record. Lineage: Eukaryota; Metazoa; Chordata; Actinopteri; Characiformes; Serrasalmidae. The transcript has 11 exons. Bases 157 to 2163 code for a protein of 668 amino acids.
UCCCUCUGCGUCAGUCUUCCUGCAGUUUGGGCGGAUCCCAUCCGCCCCCCCGGGUGAAACGGAGCCAGCUCGCUUUGUGCACCGUUUUAGUCCAGCUGCUGGUACUUUCGACAUUAGAGAGCAAGUGAUAUCAUAGGAGCAGAACAAGAAAGCAUAAUGUGCAGACAGCCCAUGCCCGAGCCCAUUUGUCUGGUGGAAAAUAUAAAUGGGUCACUGCAUGUGAAUGAUGGUGCCAUUAAUUACCUUUAUGGGAUUGACCAGCCAGUGGUGGUGGUGUCUGUGGUGGGGCUCUACCGCACAGGGAAGUCUUACCUCAUGAACCGCCUGGCAGGAAAACAAACUGGCUUCGCUCUAGGCAGCACCAUUGAGUCGAAGACUAAAGGUAUCUGGAUGUGGUGUGUGCCACACCCUACUAAAGCAGAACACACACUGGUACUACUGGACACUGAGGGACUGGGGGAUGUGGAUAAGGGAGACUCUAAAAACGAUGCCUGGAUCUUCUGCUUGGCUGUUCUGCUAAGCAGCACUCUGGUCUACAACAGCCGUGGGACCAUCGACAACACAGCACUGGAAAAGCUGCACUAUGUCACUGAGCUCGCAGAGCACAUUAAGAUCAAAUCACCUUCCCCAGCAGGAGAUGAAGAUGAGGAUGAGCAGAACGACUCUAAGUUUGUGCAGUAUUUCCCAAAUUUCAUCUGGACGGUGCGAGAUUUUGUUCUAGAGCUAGUGAUCGAGAAAAAGGGUCAAAUCACUGAGGACGAGUACCUGGAUUUUGCCCUUAAAUUGAAGAAAGGCUGCAGUAAGACAAUAAACAAUUACAAUCUUCCAAGGCAGUGUAUUCGGAGCUAUUUCCCUACAAGGAAGUGCUUUGUGUUCCCGUUGCCGGCCUCCCAAGACAACAUGGCUCGCCUUGAGAGCCUGGACGAGCGUCAUAUCUGGCCAGACUUCCUGAAGGCCACACAGCGUUUCUGCGACUAUGUCUUUAAUGAGAGCAAUGUGAAAACACUUAAAGGAGGACACAGAGUCACCGGGAGGAUGUUGGGUCAUCUGGUGAAGUUGUACGUGGAUACAAUCUGUAGUGGCAAAGUGCCGUGUCUGGAGAAUGCUGUGGUCACCAUGGCACAGAUAGAGAACCAGGCCGCUGUACAGGAAGGGCUUAAAGUGUACCAAAGUGGAAUGGAACAGGUGAAGAGUUUGUUUCCAGUCAGUACUGAUAAGAUUUCUGCUGAACACCAGAGGUGCAGCAAUGUGGCAACCACUGAAUUCAUGAAGCGCUCUUUUAAAGAUGAAACAAAAGAGUACCUUAAAUCACUGUCGGAGGAAGUAGACAAAUAUUAUUUUGAACUUCUUGAUCAGAACAUGACUAUGUCAGAGAUGAAGUGCUCAAAGCUGCUGUCUGAUCUGUAUAAGGAUAUGAGUGAACACCUGCAGCAGGGAGAAUACGCAAAACCUGGAGGAUAUGAACUCUACUGUAUACACAGAGACAACAUAAUCACCCAGUACCACAGACAGCCCGACAAAGGAGUCAAGGCUGAGGAUGUGUUAGAGAUGUUUCUGAGUGAAAGAAGUGUGGAAGCAAACUGCAUUCUCCAGGCUGACAAAAGACUAUCUGAAAAUGAGAAAAAGAUUCAAGAAGAGAGAGAAAAAGCAGCUCUGAUAGAACAGCAGAAAAAGGCAGCAGAGGAGAAACAGAUGGAGAUGGCACGAUUGAUGGAGGUGGAGAAGAAGAGUCAACAGGAGCGGCUGCUGCAGAUGGAGAGGAAGUUUGAGGAGGAGAAGCAUUUGCAACAAGAGGAGCUGAACAAAGCUGUGAAUAGCAAACUGGCCGAACAGAAAGAUCUCCUGGAGAAAGGUUUCAAGGAGAAGGCUGAGGUUAUGGACCAAGAGAUACAGCAGCUUAAAAAAGAGAAAGAAGAAAAUUCUUUUUUUAAGGAGGUUGUAAUGCCCCUUGUGGACGUCGGCAAAGAAUUGUUUUCCUCCAUCCUCCAGUAUAACCUUGUGAGGACAAAACUGAAAGGCUUGCAAAAUAAUUCUCAACUAAAAGUAAAAUUUAUUCGAGCAUCCGGGAGAAAUGAGAAUGAGAACAAGAAGAGAAAUAUAGCCGCAAGCGGCGAUGAGCGGGUUCAAGCACACACAAGCAGUACAAGCCCUUCAGCAGUUUAGCCCAUCAGGCCUAAAAAGGCCUCAAGCUGUUUGUUCGCAGGCAGAGUGAAUAGAACUGAAGGGAGCUCAGAUCAUGAAAAGGCCUUCAUUUGCCAUAAACAGCAAGCAGACGUCUUUACCCACAUUAUAAGUUUCCAUUCAUAUGUACUGAGCUACACUGGUUUGUAGAACAUAGAUCUCAGAACUACAUGACUAAUGGCAACAUUUCUCACACAGUACCACUUGCACAGUGGACUGGUUCAGUAUUUAACCCAUUGAAUUGAUGUAGGCAAUAGUGAGGCCUAAUGCAGUCAUAAUGGGCCCUUUAGGUGUAGAGAAGCUCAGUGAAACUGGGUCAGAAUCAGUCAAAAGGCCUCAAUAUGAUGUCAUUAUUGAUCAAGGACUAAAACCAUAGACGUUUAGCAGGUUUUAGUCAGAAUGACCUUUUGACCUUUGUAUAAUAGGCCUUUGUAUAGUGAAAUCUUUGAACAAAUAAGGCAAAAUACCAGACAAGCCGUACAAUUUUUGACAUGACAUGCAAUUAGAAAGUUGUUCAGGUGAGUGAACUGAGUCAUAUGGCACCAAUUGUUUGUUGAUCAACAUUGUAAUAACAUUGUAGUACCAAUUUAAUUGUUUUUGAAGUGUAUUUUGAAAUGGAAACUUUGUCUGCUUGUAAAAAGUUAUUUCAGGGCCUCUUGGUUCAACCUAAUGAACAUUAUUUGCCUUCAUUAUUUUGUGCUUAUGAUCAUUUUAACAGACAUCAGCGUCAGACUAAUUAAUAGCAUUCUAUUACAAGAUUGGUUUACCAAGAGUGACACUGGAGUAUUUUCACCUAAAAUGAGUUAAUGAAGCAAGAGUCUUGUUGCAAAAAUGGUAACAGGACAGAGUCAUAAUUAAUCUUACUAGUUAAUAGUACUAAUUAAUAGUACUUUUUCUUUCGAUAUUCAUGUACAUUUGAAGCCAAAUACUUUUGCACUUUUACUUAAGUGGAGGUCCAAAUGGAGGACUUCUACUUUAAUAUUUUAAUAUUGAAGUAAUAUUUUACCUUGGGUAUCUCUACGCUAACUCAAGUACGUGAUAUACACAUAUGUACUUUGUCCACCCCUGGAAACAGAAGCUACAAUUCUUCUGUUGAUCUCUAUGAAUUCAAAGCGUUAGAAGAGGGAACAUGCAAAUCUCUGCAGAAUUGUGGCCUUCCAGGGCUUGAGUCUGAAUCCAGUGGUUAAAGGUAGACUGUCUGUCAUGUAAAAAGUUCUAUAAAACUGCAAUGCUGUUUCAGCUGCAUUUGAAUUUCAAAGGAUGCCAAUCAUACUUAGAAUGUCAAAUCAAUUUCUCAUUUCAUACUUUAAGUAUUAAUCUUUUACUCCAUUACUCUUUAUCACUGAACAACCCAGUAUAAACAAAAGAUAAGAAUAUUAAGCAUGAUAUGUACAGAAAUAUGCUGGAGGGAAAAAAAACAUAUGUCUGGAUAAUUAAUAAGAAUGUGUGUAGUAUCUGUGUGCACAUGCACAUGUGUAAGCAGGGACAAUGUCUUAGUAUCAUUUUGAGAAUUAAGUACUAAUUGUUCAGUAGCUUUAUGCAAAUGAAACAUGCUAUUUAUUCGGUAGCUUUACACUCAUGAAACAUGUUUCGCACUGAUGAGCAGUGACAUUUGACUGUAAGUCAAAACUGCUUUUUGCUCUUGCCUACCAGAUGGCAACCUGGUAAACAAACAAAGUGACUACAGACCGCUGUGAUUUUGUGAGUCUUUUUCUGACACAUUAGACAUCUGUAUACACACACUUAUACACACACAGACGUGUUGAAGUGCAACAAUAGGGUAGAGUUCAUUUCUUGUGAUUAUGAGUGUACAGAAUUAUACAAUAAAAUGAAAGACAAUUA